Exaiptasia diaphana is the source of this 495-nucleotide messenger RNA. Its product is annotated as 7-carboxy-7-deazaguanine synthase-like. Bases 1 to 495 code for a protein of 164 amino acids. The transcript has a single exon. The record is from RefSeq and is a predicted model, not a curated record. Lineage: Eukaryota; Metazoa; Cnidaria; Anthozoa; Actiniaria; Aiptasiidae.
AUGACCCGGGAGCAGAUCCUAGAGCAAGUGGCAGCCCACGGCUGUCCGCUGGUGGAGCUGACCGGCGGCGAGCCCUUGCUGCAACCCGGUGCUUUUCCCCUGCUCACCGAGCUCUGUGACGCGGGUUAUGAGGUUUUGGUGGAAACCGGUGGCGGGGUCGAUAUCUCCGCCGUCGAUCCGAGAGUGCGUCGAAUCCUCGACGUCAAAUGCCCGGCCAGCGGUGAGUCUCAGGCCAACCAUUGGCCGAAUCUGGAAGUCCUACGCCCCACCGACGAGCUCAAAUUCGUCGUUGCCGACGAAAACGACUAUCGAUGGGCGAUCGACUUGGUCCGAUCUCGGAAUUUGAGCGAGGUCUGUCCGAUUCAUAUCUCGCCGGUUCACGGCACGGUCGAUCUGCAGGCUUUAGCGGGCUGGAUCUUGCAAGAUCGGCUUCCGAUCCGUCUGCAGCUCCAAAUGCACAAGCUGGUUUGGAGCCCUGAAACCCGUGGCGUCUGA